Paramormyrops kingsleyae is the source of this 1910-nucleotide messenger RNA. It is a transcript of the gene rasd4, whose product is annotated as rasd family member 4. The record is from RefSeq and is a predicted model, not a curated record. Gene Ontology annotation, molecular function: GTPase activity; GTP binding. NCBI's taxonomy places the organism in Eukaryota, Metazoa, Chordata, Actinopteri, Osteoglossiformes, Mormyridae.
GAAGCUGCUGUAUUAUUUAUGUGCAAUUUAACAGGAUGCAAAAUGCACAGAUUCAGUGUUUCACUCACAGCUUUUCAUGUGAGUGAAUAGAAUGUGUUUUUACUCUCUGACUGAUUCCAUUUCUAAUCUGCAUGCAGAAUUUUGAUUGGCUUUCAAGCCACAUUAUAAUAUGCAGCCAAAUGUUGAUUGGCUGGAACCUGCUGUGGGCAUGGAGCCUCAGCUAUUGAAAAUACAGAUAAAAAGGAGCUUGAAAGCUGAGAGACACAGAGGCAUCUGCUAGCGUUUGGACAGACUCUGUCACUUUAGGUUCACUUCUGUAAGUAUUCUUUGAUAUUUAAAUCAAACCUGUAACAAAGGGUAUUUCAGAAGCAAAGACAUUUAGCUGGAAUCAAGACUGUACUUUAAAAACCUCGAAGUCACAUAAAAGGACAGGAAGUCCAAGGGAAGAGCAAGAGGCCCAAGGAAGAGAGGAUUUCACAGAGGAAGAGGAACAUGUCUCUGGACGUGAAGGAGAAGAUGCACGUGCGGCUGGUCUUCCUGGGAGCUGCCGGCGUGGGCAAGACGGCGCUGAUCCGCCGCUUUCUGCAGGACACCUUUGAGACCAAGUACAGGCGCACAGUGGAGGAGCUGCACAGCAAGGAGUACGAGAUCAGCGGCAUCAAAGUGACCAUCGAGAUCAUGGACACCAGUGGGAGCUACUCCUUCCCGGCCAUGCGGAAGCUGUCCAUCCAGAACAGUGAUGCCUUCGCCCUGGUCUACGCCAUCAACGAUCCCGAGUCACUAGAAGCUGUGAAGAGCCUGCGGGACGAAAUCAUGGAGGUGAAGGAGGACAAGUUCACGCCCAUCAUGGUGGUCGGCAACAAGUCCGACUUAGAUGGUGAGCGGCAGGUGAGCAGCGAGAACGUGCUCUCCACACUGGAGAUGGACUGGAACAACUGUUUGCUGGAGGCCUCGGCCAAGGAGAACAGCAACGUGAUGGAGGUUUUCCGGGAGCUGCUGCAGCAGGCCAACCUGCCGAGCCGACUGAGCCCCGCCCUGCGCCGCCGCCGUGAGACCUUCCCCAAAGACAGCAGCCUGCGGCCGCCCAUGAACAAGACCAACAGCUGCACGGUCUCCUGAACACCAAGGGACAGCUGGAGGGGGAUGCCUAGCAGAAUUGAGCUGGGGUGUGUGAGGGAGAGAGAGAGAGAGACAGGACGAAAUCGAGUCCAACACUGAAGCAUCUUAAUUCCCUAGUCCCCCCCCCCCCCCAAUUCACCUUAGCUUUCCAAGGGACCUCACUGAAACGGACAGUUGCUGUCAAUAAUGAAUUUCAUUAUGAAAGCUGCACAGUCCCCUCGUGUGGGAGAUGUCAUUUCUGAUUUAAGUUGAAUGGUAAUGAGAAUGUAAUGCGAGAUCAUGGAACAGAAGCGUCCCAUCGUCCCAUACUUUCACUGUAACGGUCCUGAGGUGACAGCGAGCUCCUGGUGUCCCGCGUGUAAAUCAGCACCCGGCGUUUCAGUGUAUCUGCGUUACGUGUCGCAAUGCGCGCAAGUUUUUCCACUUGCGAUAAGACUUCAGCUUGUAGCAGAGUGUAAAUGUAUAUUUGCAAAACACACAUACGCUGCAAUCUUGGCUUACUUUCUAUUUAGUUUUAAUCUGGGGAUUUGUAAUUGGAUGGAGAAAGUCUUCAAGAAGCUGUUUGUACUUUACUUUUUAAUGUAAUUAAUUGUAUUGUUUUCUUAUUUGCCAAUCUUUUUGCUGUAGUAAAUCGAUGGCACAAACUGAUUCAAAGCUUCAAUGCAAUGGGUUUUGCACUUUGAUUUCGAAAAGAUCAUUUAAGUAUCGUUUUAUAAAACGUUUAACAGAUUUUUUUUAAUUUCUUUUUUUAAUAAAUAUGAAAGAUGUUUAAAUGUUUGAUUUUAAAUGGA